CACCCCCGCAAACACUCUCACCCCUUAACCUAAGGGUUUAGGGAAGGGCCCGUGGUCCCAUUGUCCAGGGACUCACCUGAGUGUCAAGCUGCCCCGGCUGGGAGCUGAAUCUCCUGCCGGCUGGGGGCCUCGUCUGGUCCCUUCGGCGGUGGGAUGGACACCCCCUGCCUUGGGAGGAGAUGGGGCCGCGUCCAGCUGCCCAGCUGUCCAGGCACUGACGCGCAGGGCACCUCAGAGCUGCUCGAGUUUCCUCCCCCCACCCCCACCCCCCGGCCUGUCCCAGCGGCUGAGCCAGCAUCCCAGGCAUCCUCGGGCUAAAUAAGGAGCCUGCUUGGGUCAGGGGGCGGGGGCUGGGGUCCCGGGGGGCUUGGGGCAAUCACGCCAAACAAGGCAAGGAGGGGAGCGAUGUAUAAAACCAGGGCCCAGGGCUGAGCACCUGCCCGCGCCCCUCCUGUGCCAUCCGGAAGGGCUCCGUACCGCCUGCUGCCCAGCUAGUUGGACUUGAGUCCCGAAGUCGACGCCCCCUACCCCCACGAUGUCCAAAGCAGCUCCCGCCAAAAAGCCGGCGGCUACGGCCCCGCCUCCGGGAUGUACCCUGGACAUCAACGACCCCCAGGUCCAGAAAGCGGCCAUUCGCAUCCAGGCCUCUUACCGGGGCCACAGGUCCCGGAAGGAGCUGCGGGAGAAGGGGCCGCCGCGAGUGCUGGAGCCGCUGAAGGACGUGGUGCUGAUCGAGGGCAGCGCGGCCAAGCUGACUUGCCGCAUUUCGGCUUUCCCGGACCCAUUCAUCCGCUGGAGCAAGGAUGGCAAGGAGCUGCGCGACGGGCCCAAGUACCGCUACGUCUUCGAGGACCCGGACGUAGUCGCACUGGUGGUGCGCGAUGGCGAGCUGGCGGACUUGGGCCAGUACAGCAUCAACGUAACCAACCCCUUCGGCCAGUGCUCCGACUCCGCGCGCAUCCUCGUGGAAGUCCCGGCGAAAAUUCAGAAGGGACCGGAUAACACUAAGGCGCGCAAAGGUGCAACGGUGACGCUGACUGCGGAGAUCCUGGGUGAGCCUGCGCCCGACGUGGGCUGGACCAAGGACGGCGAGGACAUCGAAGAGGAUGACAGGGUGUUCUUCGAGAUUGGCACCACCACCACCACGCUCACCAUCCGCCGGGCCACACCCCAGGACAGCGGCAAGUACGAGGUGUACGUGGAGAACUGCCUGGGUAUGGACCAGAGCUUCGCUCGCGUGGACGUGGCCUGAAAGGGACCCUCGGAACUUGCGCUCCGUUUCCAAGCCCAGGGGUGGGUGGCACCCACAACCCCCUGCCACCUUGCUUAAUAAAGCUGCUCCCUCGGA
This is a messenger RNA of Phyllostomus discolor (pale spear-nosed bat), 1348 nucleotides long. RefSeq names its product SPEG neighbor (gene SPEGNB). Bases 536 to 1252 code for a protein of 238 amino acids. Gene Ontology annotation, molecular function: protein binding. NCBI's taxonomy places the organism in Eukaryota, Metazoa, Chordata, Mammalia, Chiroptera, Phyllostomidae. The transcript has 5 exons. The record is from RefSeq and is a predicted model, not a curated record.